Molecule: messenger RNA, 5139 nt
Organism: Paramuricea clavata
Lineage: Eukaryota; Metazoa; Cnidaria; Anthozoa; Malacalcyonacea; Plexauridae
Source: the annotation of a GenBank genome assembly
GUUAAAUCUACUGGUUUUGAUAACGUAGGUCUUUAAAUCAAUUAAAUAGUUGUUUUUUGUCACUGUGUUUCCGCUGAAAUAUUUUGUGGGUGUUGAAAUUACAUGCAUUUUCUCACGUUCUAAAGCAUUUACAGCGAUGAUAAAAUUCACUAAUUACUUGGACUACUUGGACUUCACUAUAAAAUAUUAAAUAUAUAAGUUUUGGAACCGUCGAUGUCGAAAUGACCGAAAUGUUGUCGAAAAUUACAUAUAAUACAAUUGCCACUUUUUCGUGUACAACAAUACAGUUACGUCUGUACCAUUUGCUGUAUUUGUUAAGUGAAGAACAGUGAAAACUAUCCAGCCAUUUUUGGGUACUAUUUUAUAAACAACGUGAAAAAUCUAGGCGAUGUGAAAAUAAUUUUUCAAAUAUUUAACUGUAAAUCAAUUUAUAAUGAUUAUACUUACAACUAUAGUUAUACAGGGUGUAUAAAAAAAAGCGCAAUCCUCGACUGAAAUGUAAAUUGCUAAACAAAUAAUAGACGAAAACGUUAAAGUUUACAUUCAUUUUAAAGCGUAGCCAUUCAGCUUUCUAACAGUGAGUUGUUUCUUAAAUUUGACUCAUUGGUUCGCGGGUAAUAAUACUUUACGUUAUUGCGAUUGGAGAUUAAAAAAAUUGAGAUGGAAUAACAAAUCGUUCUCAUGAAAAUAACUGAUUUUUUCAUUAAAACAAAAAUGUUGCAUUUUAUUAAAUGGAUUGUAACAAUAAGUAUAAUUACGGCUUUUCUUCCACUAUUUUUAACUCAGUUUGAAACUUCAAAUGCGAUAUAAUUUUGGCUUGGACCAUCUAAGCUGACUGACAUCAACUUGCUAUAAUUUCUGUUUACAUUACAUCGCAAUUCGAUGACACUCUGGCUCAGACACCAGAAUGUUUUGACGAUUUUAGCAUUCGUUUAGGAUUUUCAAACAACCUGGUCUCUUUUAAAAUACUUUUAAUUUGUUCUUACGUGGUUUUCCAGAUGUAGUGACGACAACAUUAAAGUUUAAAGAAGAAAAUUCUAACAUUUAAACCGACUAAACAAUAACAUAGUAAACUUGCAUAAUUAAACAGCAACUAAAAUGAUAGGUUUUACUAAAUCUUUUCCUGUGCAAUUAUUACUAGCAUUGGAGACAAGGAUAAUAGUUUGUUUGAAAGAGAAAAGAACAGGCUUUGAAGUAAGUCUAAAAGCGUUUAACUAGAAAUAGUAUUUCGAAAGUUAUUAAGCACAAAAGAUGAAUUGCGUUUAUUUUGAUACACCCUGUAGAAGUUAUAGAAAUUUUAAUUUUCACGCAUGCUUACUAUCCGCUCUGUUCUAAAAAGGUUGCUACCCAGAAAUGGCGGCGUGAGAAAGGCUAAUUGAAGACUUCAAACACGAAUGGUUGCUCAACUUUUUUCCACUCAUUAUUUUCCCUUGCCUUUUGAAAGCAUAUUUAUACUUGCGCGGUUUACGCUUUUAUCUGCAAUUAAUGUUUAACUUGGCUUCAGCUAAUCACAGGACUCGAUCAAAAGAGUUAUCGUUCUAUAGACAUAGUGUUUCUAGAGCUAAACGUUUACUAGUGAGUAGUGUUACCAGGUAUAAAACCAUUCACGUGACACAAUAUGGUCGACAUUUUUAAGUUGUAAAAAGUAUUUUAUUCAGUUCGGCUUUCCUCGCCAUGAGUCAAAUUAUAUCUUUACUUUAUUCUAAUUUUGAUUUAUACUCGUGUGCUUUUUUUCUGAAGGAAUGUGUAGGGGAGAAUGCAGAUACUUUUGCGUACAUAGGAAGAUCACUGCCUUUCGAUGAAGACGGUGUCUGGCCCAUCGUGGACAAUCCUAUGAUGUCAAUGUACAAGAACGGCACUCGAACUCAAUAUGUAGCAAAAUCAUUCAGCAAAACAUAUUGGAAAAUGUUGGAAAAAUUGCAAAAUGUUUUUGACGGAAACACGUUCUUGUUUGGCGAUACAGUAGCAAUCAUGAAAGAACUGCUUAUCCACGGUAACAGGUUGGUUCAGACACCAAUUGAAGAGAAUGGAGAUCCAGAUAUCGGCCCUAAUGCAGCCCCAAUCUAUCCAACCAAAUUACCAGAUCCAUAAAAUCAAUGUGUUGAUGGCAAUAGAAGUUUCCCAACAUGCAUGUAUGCAUUAUUUUAAUACUUUGAAAGAAACUAUUUCACUCGAAGAAAUAGUAUUGAAUUCAGUACUGUCUGACUUAAUUUCGAUAUAGCUAUGCAGCUGUAAACAUUUCCAUGAUGAAAUAAUGGCCGAAAUAUCUGCGUUUAAACUUGAGUUAAUAUUUUUAGAAGAAGCGAUAAAUGGCUAGGAACGGUUUUACUAAAACAUAACAAUAAAAGUAUGUGUUUAGAUACUCAACGGUCAGAAAUAAAGUACUUAUUUAAUUUGUUUCUUUAGACAAAUUCUCAUUCAGUAUAUUAACUUACUGACUGAGAGUGAGGAUAGUACGGGAAAAUAUCAAAUCGAGGUAUUGUUGAAUUGACCGAGCGAUAGCGAGGUAUUUCCGCGUAUACAGCCGGCCCUGAACGGUCAAAGUUAGUAAGUUUUUUUAUUAUUUGUCAUUCGGCAGGUUUUCAAAAACGGAUGAAAAACAAAGCCACGCGUGAGGGUUAUUAUAGACUUUCAGUUGCACAAAUGUAUCUCUACUUUUCAGUCUGUUUGUAAACUAUACUACAAUACUAGUCUUUUUCUAGAGUUUUAAUGGAGUUUUGCAUAUCCACCUGCCAACAUGAAUGCAGCCUCUUGUUCGGAAAAUCGUAUACAAUCGAACAUAUUUUGGAUCGUUUCUUAUUGUGGGUUAUUAUGACAUGCUGUAAUAAUGGCCGUAAAAGAUACUUUUCAGACAUACAUUCCCAAUUAAUAGUUUCAGACGUGCAACGAAAGCAAAGCCAUUGGUCUCUUCUUCAGAGAACGUUAACGGUUUAAAAAGAAAUAUUUUGGCUAAUAUUACAUUUAUACAUAUAAUGUUCACGACAUACAUAAGUUAGACAGUUACGGUUGGCCGAUUUGAUAAGAGGAUGUCAUUGAGUGCAUGAUUGCCUCAUUAUGCCCCAAAUCUAUUUUUUCUGUGUACAAGUUGGUAUAAAAUAAAACAUGAACGAAAAGGUGGAACAAAGACUUUGGCCGAUUUUCAGGACAAUGAUGCUUGUGAUGUUACUCCGAGUGUAUAUCCACACCGGGCAAGCUUGAAAAAUAUGCCUGGCCACGGUGGGAAUCGAACCUACGACCUUUGGAAUACUAGCCCAAUGCUCUUCCAACUGACCUCCAAAGGCCGUAGGUUCGAUUCCCACCGUAGCCAGGCAUAUUUUUCAAGCUUGCCCCGUGUGGAUAUACACUCAGAGUAACAUCACAAGCAUCAUAUUCACCUGAGAACAUUACACCUACACAGAAAAAAUUUCAGGACAAUAUCUUGAUCGACGAUGUUUACAGAGUAAUUUAAAAGGUUCAAGCAUGCAUUUCUAAGAUUUGUUUGGGACAAGGCGUACUGGUUUUCGAAAAAAAACACAAUUGCGAGAUUGUAGAAAUACAAGAUAAAGAUCUCACAGGUUAUUUGCAAACUUAUACUACAGGUUGUUAUAAAACUGACUUUGUACAUAUAUUUUGAAGCCUUUUAGGGAAAAUCUAUUCCAUCUUCACAUUAAUUGGAAGAGUUUGAUUUCUUUUUGUGCUCAUGCAUCAACAAGAAAAUCAAACGAUUCCCAUCGGCAUCGAACAUCGUGAUUAGAUUAUGUAUACCGACGGACAGCGAUUAAAACGAUUGAUGUUCGUGACUUGAUGGUAUAGGAUACCGAUUCUAAUCUGAUAUUAAUACCAUUUUAUCUAUAUAUCAUUGUGCUAAUAAUUCGUAAAUUUUCACGUGUGUAAUGUAUUGGCAAGAAGCCAUUAUUUAAUAGAUUAUGUAAGAGUUAGAUACCGAAAACGGAGGCUCUUAGUCAGAUACAAACCCGAGGGGCCGUAGGCCCCGAGGGAUUUAUCUGACUAAGAGCCGACGUUUGAGGUAUCUAACUAACUUAGUUCAUAUUUGUAAGGAUUGACCCACAAUGAAAUUUACUUUAUGAUAUGUAUUGUUCUUUAAAUGAGUUUGAAUUACCAUGGUUGUAAUAAAAACAAACAGGGCUAUUUUGAUAUGCAUCAAUUCUCGUGUCGCACUACUGUAUAUUAUCAAUGAGAAGUGAUUAAAUAUUCGUUCACCAACCACAAAUCCCACAAUUACGAUGAAAUAUGUUUGAAAUAGCUCAUACAACCGAGAAGAGCUAACGAAGAUUUGUACGGGUUUGUCGAAGCAGAAAUUCUCAAGUUGUUCUCAACAGGGUUUUAUUUGUAGGAUAAAAACCAAAUGGGAGGUCUUUCAUUGAAAUUCAAGACCGAGGCGUGCAGCACCGAGGCUUGAAUUUCAAUGAAAGACCGACCAUUUUCUAUUGUCCUUGGGAGGCUGUGGGACGAAAUAAGGUUGAACAUGCGCAUUAAACACGCUUUAAUGUGGUUGAGCAUGCGUAGUAUAUCAUUUCGCGUCCCACAAGCGAAAGAGCAGAUAUUACUGUAUAAAUUCCUUGCAAAGCAAGUUUGAUGGUCGGUUCAGCUAGUCCUCGUGCACCGAAUGACAAAUAUUCUACCCAAAGGUAGAGUUUGACGGGCUUUGAGGUACACGGCUGUUGUCUCUUUGUCGACUCAGAGACGUGCAGCGUUUUCUAGUCGAAAAGGAGAUGUGGGGUUUGAGUUUGGUUAAAAAUUCAAGGUAUCUAACUCCAUAGUGACCUCCAAAAGGGGUCACUAUGGAGUUAGAUACCUUGCAUUUUUAAUUAGGCAUUCAAUUCUAUUCAUCAACCCCGCUUUUCCCUGUGGAGAUAUCAAAUCCCUCCCCUUGCUUUUAGAUUCUUACCCAAAUAAAACCCUAUUGAGAACAAUAGAUAUCCGCACAAAUAUGAACUAAGAAUGCGUGGCGGCAUUAGGUCAGCAACGUCUAUUCUAUAAUCGGUUAAUUAAAAGUGUAGUGUUAUAACAGUAAAAUUAAUUAUCUUACCGCGCAUGGUUAUAUAAUAUAAUUCUUAUUGACGGAUUUAAGCUAUAAUUGUAGAACGCCUUGUUAUUACUGCUUUUUUGAAUAAAUCUUUUUCAAUAUGUUUUGGCUCA